Molecule: messenger RNA, 1944 nt
Organism: Salvelinus fontinalis (brook trout)
Lineage: Eukaryota; Metazoa; Chordata; Actinopteri; Salmoniformes; Salmonidae
Exons: 6
Coding region: 165-1103 (312 amino acids)
Source: RefSeq, a predicted model, not a curated record
GGUGUUCGAUUCAAGACAAACGCGGAAACUUGACAUCACGGAUGAUACGCACUUUUGUUUGUUGACCUUUUCUUAUGUCGUGUUCCAGAGAUAUAGUCGGCAUACUCUUCAGUUUGUUUUAAGAUUUAGCUGUUCUUUAUGUUGGUGUUUGUUUUAAUUUUUACAUGGUACACGAAGAGUUGAGCGCUCGUCUGAACGAUGGCGGGUAUAAGAACUGGCUGAAAGCGGGGUACUGCCUCCUCAAACUGCGGGAGGGGUUGCACCCUUUCACCGAUACUGAGAUGAGAUCCUUCCACGGAAAUCUAGUCACUGGGAACCCAGGUCUGCGGCGGCCGUGUCGGAGCGGGUGCAGAUCCAAAGGGAAUCAGCUGUACUCUGUGUGUGUGGUGUGCACAGAGUGGAGGACCGUGAUCCUGAGGCACCACACAAACCCCAGGGGGAUGGUGAACUGGGGGAAUUGCAGACCCCCACUCUGGAACCAGGACCACUGGGAACUGGCCAAGGCCUACAUGCCGCGGGGUCAAGCUGGGGUUAAGGGGGCGGAGCUGUGUGACGUGUCCGCACUGCUCAACCUCCUCAACUUCUGCUCCCACUUCAACUACGUAGACCAGCACUGUGUCAGAGAGGUUAUCAGGUGUAGGAACGAGCUGAUGCACUCCUGUGAGAUGCGAGUGUGUGACCAGUGGAUGAGGCACUACCAGGUCAGCAUACAGCAGCUCCUACAGCAAUUCACACACCUACCAGAAGUGGCAGCAGCCGGACAACAGAUACUAGAGAAAUGCUGUGUGUGUGUUUCUGUCCAGAUGCUGGCUGUUGAUUUGUCGGUGUUAGUUCCUGGUGUGGACCGAGUGGACGGUUCCGUGUCGGAGGGGUUGGAGCCUGAGUCUAUCAGCCAAUGGGAAACAGACUUGCUGAGAGAGAGGCUGCAGGAGCUGCUUACUGACACAGACACACAGGACACUGAGGAGUUGCUGAGACUGAGGGAUUUCCUCCUGGCCAACAGAGACUUGAGUGACCAGUUCUCCUCUGAACUCCAGACCAUCACAUCAAUGGAGACACAGAUGAGAAGGGGGGGAGGGAAUGAAGUGGAGACACCUGAGUAACCAGUUAACCUACUAACUCAUCAGAGAAGAGGGGAGCAAAGGUGAGGACUGAACCAGAAGAGAUAGAUGACUCAAGUGCCCAAAAGCCAGCUUUAGCAUGGUCAGCGCCAUUGAGGACUUUCACAAUUUUUAAGUAGUCAACUGGGUGGGACUUCCUAUAGGUUAAGGAAGGAUCACAUGAUUCCAUUUGUGUCAUCAGGAGAGAUCAGCUAAUGCAUUAUACUAGUGAGCAAACAUUCCAUAACUGCAGGUGGCAUUAAAUCAGCAACCUUGGCCUUGUACCUGUUUAAACAAUUCACUACAGUAGGGCUGGGCUAUAUGGCCAAAAUAUCAUAUCACUGUAUUUAAUGGUUUGAGUAAUAAAUGUUCUGAAUUUGUUUUGAGUAGUGUGUGACCCUAGGGUGGCAACACAUAUACAUUCUAAUUGAUUUCAAUGGGUCUUUCUCUGUUCUGAUUGUUUUAUACUGUUAAAUUCAACUUCAAGACAAAAUAAUUUUCAUAAAUGUUCUGCACUCAUUUGAGAUCAUUUCCACACUGCCACGUAGCUCUGCACGAUAUUGGCAAAAAAUGUAGGCUUUAAAAAUAUUUUUACCAAAUGUUGUAAUUUGACUUGCGAUUUAGAUCAGAACACUUGGGUGAACUGAUGGAAUCAUGGAAAUAUAAUUAUCAUAAUUCUAUAGUUAGAAUACAAGAGUGGACACUUUGAAUACAGUGUUUGACAUGAAAAUGCCAGGGAGGAGUUAUUGUGACAGGGUAGCAACCAGUGUUGGUCAGCGUUUCCUACGGGAUCCUAUAAUCUUUGGCUACAUUAAAUGUUUUCUUCAUGUAGCGAACAAAUUCA